This is a messenger RNA of Coccomyxa subellipsoidea C-169, 1800 nucleotides long. RefSeq lists its product as hypothetical. The coding region runs from base 1 to 1800 and encodes 599 amino acids. The record is from RefSeq and is a predicted model, not a curated record. Gene Ontology annotation, biological process: regulation of DNA-templated transcription. The transcript has 10 exons. NCBI's taxonomy places the organism in Eukaryota, Viridiplantae, Chlorophyta, Trebouxiophyceae, Coccomyxaceae. Gene Ontology annotation, molecular function: zinc ion binding; sequence-specific DNA binding.
AUGGAGGUGUUGUUUGAGCCCAAGUGCGCCAUCUGCCCCGCCGAGCCGGACGACCUGGCCUCGGGCGGCUGCAGCGACGGGUGCGAGCUGCUAACUGGCGAGGUUUGCGAGGCCAGCUGGUGGGAUGGGUUACUCAAUGGGAGCGAGUCGGAGGGCCCGGAGGCCGGAUUCAAUGGGAGCCAGCAUGAGUUGUCUGCCAUGGAGUGGCAAACCAUUGGUGGUCUGGAAGCGGACUGCGACCCCAACAACAUCCCCUGCAUGGCCGACGAGCUGGAGCACUUCUCAGAGCAGCUCCCAUUCUUACAACCCUGCGAGCCAGAGAUCCUGCCAUCCCCGGUGCUGCAGAACUGCCUGAGCAGCUCCAACGUGUCAGCCCUCUCCUGCGCCACCAAGGCAUCCGUGCCCGCUGUCUUCGCGGCGCAGCCACCAGCCAUGGUGGAGGCAGCUGAAGAAGAGGCGGCAGAGGCUGAUGCAGCCGCAGCUGCCUCAGCUUCGCCGACGUGCAGAGGCGUUCUCAUGGCGGUUGCCUUGAACCAACGGGAGCCCAAAGGGGAGGAGGAGGAGGGGGGACCGCUGUCACCGGCGCUGCGGGCGCUGCGCAUGAAGCUUCCGGACUCGCUAAAAAAUGCGGAGGCCAUCCGCGAUGGCUGCAGCCCGCCCUUCGCCGGCGCCUGGCGCGGCUGUGCCAAGAGCUCCUGGUGCAACCGGGAGAACCGGCACCGUGGCGUUUGCAACACACGGGCCGAGGUUCCCGGCCUGGCAGCGUACGGAGCCGAGCAGCUGGCGGCAGAGGGCGUGCGCGGCGCAGACUUCCCGGGGCAGUGGCAGCUGCCGGGCACCUUCAUCAAGGAGGAGCAGCCACGCCGUGACGACCUGGACGACAGCGAACAAGCAUCGGCCACGGAGGUGCUACUUGAGCGUGCAUGCGAUCCGGACGCGCAGUGCCUGGACAGUGGCAUUCCCCGCUGCUGCCAGGUCAGCAUCGAGCCGCAGCCCAACUGCCACUCACGCACGCGCCUGCGCCUGAUGGUCAAGCGGCAGCAGCAAGCGCCCGCGGAGGAGGGUUCGCCCCCGGACGGGCCCCCUACCCCCGAGCUGCAGGCCCCCGCAUUCGCGUCCCAGGAGUCGUCCGACUCUGCCAACACCCAACGGGAGACGGAUGCGAGCAGCGAGGACACUGGCGGGGCGGACGCUGACGAGGUACGCUGCUGCGCCCACAUCGACCGCAGUCCCCCGCCAAAAGCCACACUGGCCGCCGCCAAGACCUCAGAGCGGUUGCGUCGCGUGUCACCCUCUACCCCCGAGGCCACCGCGCACCGCCCCAGCUCCAAGCCCACCCCGGAGCGGCUGGAGCGCAGCCUGCAGGUGUCUGCGGCAGCAGGCAGGCGCGAGGCGGUGGUAUCGCCCUUCGCGGCCUCGCUACCUCUGUCGCAUGCGACCGGCCGCGGCUCUUCCCCGGGCGGCUUUGUGCAGACUUCAAGCGGUCGCAUCGCGCGGCCUACGCCCAAAACCGCUGCCUCGCGGGCCGCCUCCGAUGACCUCUCUGAACUCUCCCACACCGAAGGGCACAGAGCGCCGACAAAGCGCAAGAGCGGGCGGCCGGCCAAGGGCGGCGAGAAAAGCAAGCGGCGGCGCAUGGUCGGCGGCAUCCUUAAGACUGUCGGCCACGCAGCGCCGGGCCAGCAGUGCACCCAGUGUGGCACUCAGGUGACCCCUGUGUGGCGCGCCGGUCCCUAUGGCCCCAAGACCCUGUGCAACGCCUGCGGCGUCCGCUACAUGAAGCAGGUUAAGAAAAAAUGA